Racocetra persica is the source of this 400-nucleotide messenger RNA. NCBI's taxonomy places the organism in Eukaryota, Fungi, Glomeromycota, Glomeromycetes, Diversisporales, Gigasporaceae. The record is from the annotation of a GenBank genome assembly.
UGACUAUCAUUGGGAUGAAAGUGACGAGCCGAAUAGUCUUUGUUGUCUUGUUGCCUUUGGUGAUUUUGACGGAGGUAAACUUUGCUUUCCCAAGUUAAAAAUAAUUGUUCCACUUUGUCCUGGGCAACUCCUUCUUUCAUCAUUUGCAGGACUUUUUUCUGUAUAUAAUGACCUUAAAACUAGUGUAGAGAGAGAUACAAAAGAUAAUGUUGUUUCUGGACCAAUAUGGCGUCAAAAUCUUGAAGAUGCUUGCAAGUUGAACCGCCAGAUACAUCUUUUUAAACCGAAGACAGAGCAAAUACAAAUCUCUCCACAACCUUCAGAUCGUAGAAGAGGAUGUAUUGAUUUGUCACGUACCAGACAUGGAUUAAAGGCAGAAGACCCAUUAUCUAAUUCAUAA